AUGCUCGCCAUAUACCCUUUGCUAAAACCGACUAGCUGGGGUAAAUGGCAAUGGAACGGGCCUGCUGGCUGGCAAGAAGAAGACGAGAAGACCGGUGAGGAGCCGGAUGUUUCGUCGACGGGGGGACGGGCCGAUGACCCUAAAGAUCCACAACAAAUCCAAGGCCCAACGACUUUCCCAUGGAUUUCCCGAUGGGCACAAGAAGUCAGAUGUCCAGAUACAUAG
Molecule: messenger RNA, 225 nt
Organism: Blastomyces gilchristii SLH14081
Lineage: Eukaryota; Fungi; Ascomycota; Eurotiomycetes; Onygenales; Ajellomycetaceae
Exons: 2
Coding region: 1-225 (74 amino acids)
Source: RefSeq, a predicted model, not a curated record